AUGUGCUCCUUGGGGAUUCCGGAACUCAAUACAACCCGAGAAGCCGACUUUCUUCACAAGCGCCAAGAGAAUUUCAGGGGUCAUCCACGUCCUGCCAUCCGUUAUGCGUGGUGCCUUGGACUUGGCAUGCUCUGGCAUCUUGAUCAUCUCGGGGAUACCUUUCAGACGAGCAAGAUUUGGAGUCGAAACCUCCGCAUCAUCGCGUUCCGAAUCAACAUCAGAGUCAUCCGAUGGAAUUCCAUCACGAUACCAUUUAUCGGAACUGGUCUCUCCUCUGCCUUCUUCUUUCUCUCCACCGCCUCUCGAAGCUCAACCUCGGCGGCAACUCUCACCGCUUCUUCCAUCUCGGCCCUUUCAACCACUCUCUCGGCCUCAGCAGCAGCCGACGCUUCAUCCACAGCCGCCUUUCUUCAGCGCUCAGCCGCAUCCGCUUGGAUGGCUCCGCCGAGAAGCCUCUCAGGACGAGUAGUAGAUCCCGUCUGA
Messenger RNA from Microthlaspi erraticum, 483 nucleotides. The record is from the annotation of a GenBank genome assembly. NCBI's taxonomy places the organism in Eukaryota, Viridiplantae, Streptophyta, Magnoliopsida, Brassicales, Brassicaceae.